Molecule: messenger RNA, 4164 nt
Organism: Anneissia japonica
Lineage: Eukaryota; Metazoa; Echinodermata; Crinoidea; Comatulida; Comatulidae
Product: crooked neck-like protein 1
Exons: 14
Coding region: 109-2148 (679 amino acids)
Biological process (GO): mRNA splicing, via spliceosome; spliceosomal complex assembly
Cellular component (GO): U2-type catalytic step 2 spliceosome; precatalytic spliceosome; post-mRNA release spliceosomal complex
Molecular function (GO): protein binding
Source: RefSeq, a predicted model, not a curated record
CGUAGCUCCAGUCUCUUUAGCCAAACAAAAACUCAGGAGCAGAGUGUUCCUGCUUCGUAGAUAGAACGUUGUCCUUUAUCUAUCUUUUUAGGUUACAAAGCUGUCAACAUGGCCUCCACAGGAGCGAAGAGUAAAGUGCCAAAAGUGGCAAAGGUUAAAAACAAAAUGCCUGCCGAGAUGCAAAUCACAGCAGAACAAAUUUUAAGAGAAGCGAAAGAGAGGGAACUUGAGCACCAGCCUCCACCACCACGACAGAAGAUUACAGAUCCAGAUGAGCUGCAAGAUUUCCGAUUAAGAAAACGAAAAGAAUUUGAAGACAACUUACGGAAGAAUCGUACUGUGAUGGGAAAUUGGAUCAAGUAUGCACAAUGGGAAGAAAGUCAGAAAGAAAUUGAUAGGGCAAGAUCUGUGUAUGAACGUGCAUUGGAUGUUGACCACCGAAAUGUUGGCAUAUGGCUCAAGUAUGCUGAAAUGGAAAUGAAGAAUCGACAAGUAAACCAUGCACGUAAUAUCUGGGAUAGAGCAAUAACAAUCCUGCCACGUGCAAAUCAGUUCUGGUAUAAAUACACGUACAUGGAGGAGAUGUUGGGAAAUGUUGCAGGAGCACGUCAAGUCUUUGAGAGGUGGAUGGAAUGGGAACCAGAAGAGCAACCUUGGUUUACAUACAUCAAGUUUGAGCUUCGAUAUAAAGAGUUUGAUCGAGUGCGAGCUAUUUAUGAACGACUGAUUAUUGUGCAUCCAACCAUUAAAAACUGGAUGAAGUAUGCCAAUUUUGAGGAGCAUCAUAGCUUCCCUGGCAAUUCCCGCUCUGUAUAUGAACGAUCGAUUGAAUUCUUUGGGGAGGACAACAUGGAGGAGGACCUGUUUGUAUCAUUUGCUAAGUUCGAAGAAAGACAAAAGGAGUUUGAGCGUUCCCGAGUUAUUUACAAAUAUGCACUUGAACAUAUUCCCAAGGAACAUGCUCAGAAUUUGUUCAAAAACUACACCAUUUUGGAAAAGAAAUAUGGAGACAGGGAAGGAAUUGAAGAUGUUAUUGUCAGCAAGAGGAAAUUCCAGUAUGAAGAGGAAGUGAAAGCAAAUCCAAGUAAUUAUGAUGCGUGGUUUGAUUACCUAAGACUUGUAGAAUCGGAUAACAAUGAAGAAGUAAUACGUGAUGUAUAUGAGAGAGCUAUUGCUAAUGUCCCCCCUACUCCAGACAAGAGAAUGUGGAGGCGUUAUAUUUACUUAUGGAUCAACUAUGCAUUGUACGAAGAACUAGAAGCUAAGGAUAUGGAACGAACUAGGCAAGUGUACAAAGCUUGUCUGGAUUUGAUCCCGCACAAGGAGUUCACGUUUGCUAAGAUUUGGCUUCUGUAUGCUCAGUUUGAAGUACGACAGAAGGACCUGCAAGCAGCUAGAAAGGCUUUAGGGUUUUCCCUUGGCAGGUGCCCAAAGGACAAGAUAUUCAAGGGCUACAUUGAGCUGGAAUUGCAACUGCGUGAGUUUGAUCGCUGUCGGACAUUGUAUGAAAAAUUUUUAGAGUUCCAUCCUGAAAAUUGUACAACAUGGAUGAAGUAUGCCGAACUGGAGAGUAUUUUGGGGGAUGAGGUUCGUGCUCGCGCCCUCUAUGAACUUGCUACGAACCAGGCUAAGCUUGACAUGCCCGAGAUGUUGUGGAAAGCGUACAUAGACUUUGAGAUUGAACAGGAGGAGUACAACAGAACGAGGGAAUUAUAUGGCAGGUUACUUGAAAGGACACAGCAUGUUAAAGUUUGGAUCAGUUAUUCACAAUUUGAGUUGUCACUUGGAGGUGAAGCAGCAGUGGUAGAAUGUAGAAAGAUUUACGAGAGAGCCAACAAGUCCCUGAGGCAUUCAGAGGAGAAAGAGGAGCGGUUGAUGUUACUGGAAUCUUGGAGGGACUUUGAGGCCGAGUAUGGAGAUGAAGAGAGCCAGGAGAAGAUUAGGAAAGAAAUGCCAAAGAGAGUGAAGAAGAGAAGGAAAAUUCAGACUGAAGAUGGGUCUGAUGCCGGUUGGGAAGAAUAUUAUGAUUAUAUCUUCCCCACGGAUGAAGCCAAUCAGCCAAGUCUCAAACUAUUGGCACUGGCAAAGAAAUGGAAGAAGGGCCAAACCGAAAAACCCAAGGAUGACAACGAUGAUGACGACAGUUGAUUAUGCCAUCAAAUUUAUGGAUAAAAUAAUUUUAAAAACUGGAAUAUUUAAUACCGUAUUUAUUUGAAUAAAUGCCCCAAGGUGUUUAUUGUUGAGAACGGUUUUUGAGGGGGUGCUUAUUCGAGGGAGGCGUUAAUUUUUUUGGGUGUAAAAUGGAUACCUGUAUACAGUACACUACUCAAAUACCCCUUUUACUCUAUCAGCCAGACUUGGGAAUAAACCCGCUUUUUACUUCCCGUUGUUGAUACAAUGGGUUUCAAACACUGGAGUUUGAAUGUUUUCAGGAGAAUCUUCUAGCGUUGACAUCGAAACACACAGUGUAAUCAGUCCCGCCUUUUACACACCAGUUUUUUUGAGUAAUAAUAUAACUAGAAUAUUUUGAACAUAGUUAAAAAUAAUAAGUUAUAUUUUAUUGUUUAGAAUUUAAUACACAUAAAUUGAAAUGUUUUCCCCCUGGGAAACUAAACUUGAUUGUAUGUCCAUGGAGGGCAGUGUUCAACACUGGUGUUCAUUGUCAAGUGUAAAUGGGUUUUGGCUCCGGUGUCGCACCGGUGUUUGUGUAGAAGUAGUAUAAUAAAUGCCCCUUAAUUUCACUGUAAAUGUGGAAUUAUAAUCACUUUUUGAUCCCAACUAGGUUAGAAAAAAUGUAAUUUCUACUGAGAGCAGAACUAUAAUAGAAUGUGUUGAGAAUGAUGUUGAUUAUAGUCAUUUGGGUGGGGGGAUUUAUUCUAAAUGAGGCUCUACUAAGAGCAUUUAUUCGAAUAAAUGUGGUAUGUGAAUUUGAAGUAAAAGUUAAAGGCAGUAAUAGCAAAACAACUAUGUGAUGAGACAGCAGAAUAAUGUUUAUAUUGUACAAUAUGACAAUUUUUUUUUAGAAAAUAUAAAUUGAGGAAAACAAUUAUGGUGUAAAUACAUUAAUAAAGUCAGUUUUAAGUACAUAAUAUUUUUCUAUAGCACUCCACACUUUCAUCUCAAGAAACUGCUCACAAAUAAUAAUGACAGUACAAUAUUUUUGUUUAAUCUUUCAUCUGCAUUUACAUAGCUAGCAGCAUUUUCCCCAAACAUCCCAAUCUAGACCUUUUACUAUUUCAUAAUGGUAAUAAAAAAUGUUUUCAUCAACCUUCUGCCUUAUUACUGAAGUUAUUUAUUUUUGAAUGAUUAUUACAAUAUUAACUAUUAAAUUUAGAAACAUGGGCCAUGAAUAUGUCUAGACCGUGGAACGGUUUGGUUUCCCAACCUCAACGUCUUGGUCUUGAGCAAGGCAUUUUAUUUGUAUUUCUUCUCUCCACCCAGGAGUACAAGCGGGUACCUUUUAGGGUUAAAAUGUGCUGAUUAUCUACAGCAAAGUUAUAGAAUACUCUGUAGGCGUUUAAUCCCAUCACUAGGGUAAUGAUAAUGUGAAGUGCAUAGAGGACUUAUCAUAAAAUAUAAAAAAAUAAAAAUAUAAAAUAAAAUAAAAUGCCAUGGCCGAAUUUGUGAAAAUUUAUUGCCAAUAACAAUAAGUAAAUAUCCACAGCGUCAAGAUUACUCAUUUAAUCUGUUUUAAAAGCAGUUGUUGAAAAUUGCGCACUGAAUUACGUCAGUGUGAUAUUGACUUGUUUUAAGUCAAAUAUUAUCUGGCAAUACAAUUAGAAUUUUGCCUAAGUUUGGCCGUGAAGCCUGCUGCCUAUUUGGCAACCCAGGUCCAGACAUGAGAGUACAAACUAGAAUUUCCAACAAACACAAUGAAUAAGCCUAUAUACAGUAUAAUAAUUAAAAGUACUGGGUGGUAUCUCGGACCAAUUCUCAUAUAAACAAAUUAGCACCUGUUGUCUAGCAAAGAAGUUAAAGAUUCAGAUGAAGGCAGAACAAAAAAGGAUCCUCUCAUUGAAACUGCCUCCAAAGCCAAGCCGCAUCAGAUAAGACUUAGCAUGUCUGUGUACAGCCAUCAUUCCUGAAUUAGUGAAAAUAGCACACACAGCAGUGGUGUGACUACGGACGGGUGCACGAUCCCCCAAAAAUAGAUUCACAAUUCAA